GUAACAUGGGACGCAAUGACUUGAUGGGAAUGGAGGGCGAUGCGGGCGUGCGGUGGGCGCUGCUUGAUACCGGGCUAUGGUGGCCUGUGACUUUGUUAGACGCUCCGCCGAAAGAGCUGCGCCACGGUCAGGAAAUCACGGGUGGUCCCACAAUGUACCUCUUCGGAACGCAAUCGUUUACACAAGGAAACAUGAAGACACGUGUGUGGCGGUGCGUCGAGCACAAUCAAAUGGCCUAUGGACAACCUGGGCUGGGGAUUUCUGGCAAGGCGGUGGUUGACCAGUUCGCUGCCGCCAUCGCGGAAGCCGAGGACUAUUGCACGGCAUGGACAAGGACAUCGUCGGCACCGGAACAUUCGUCAAAAAUACCCGCAUUGAUCGUCGACGACAGAGAUGGCGCGUGUGUCUCGGAUGUCGAAAGCCACUUCCGAAUGAUCUCUACCCAUGAAGCUACGUUGGAACAGCACUGGACUUCAUUUGUUAAUCAUCCUGCCCACCAAAACUUGGCAAUGUUGAAAUCGUCGUUGGACUCAACCAUAUCGACGCUGCUGGCAAUCGCUUCAUACCUGUCGGCCAAUGCAUUGGCACGAUCUCCACCCACCACCAUGGCGGCACUUUACUACGCCUUGGUGACGACGAUAUACUUCAACGAGAUGAACGGCGCCUUGAUCACUGCUGUCUCAAACGAGGCCGACCGAACGUUCGUGAGCUCGUAUGUCCGCGUGAUGUUGUGGUCGCUACACUGUGUCAUUCGACCGCAAUUGGAGUCCCAAGUAAUGAAGCAAUGGACUUGCUUGAGCACGUCCGUGCCCGUUGGCAUUUUCAACGCGGCGGCCUCGUUGUGGGGCGCGGUGAAUUGUGCACUCAAGGUCACUACAAACGGCCCAAGCAUAGAUCAACUUAAUAUUGCCAUCAACCACCUGGGCCAAUCGCCUCACCUGAAAUCAAUGAAGCAAUUCCGAGAGCUCCUCAAGACAUACGCGAGGAGUCUCUCCACCAUCGAGCGCGAAUGGAUUUCCCCUUCAGGCAUGUUUCGGUAUCCCUCUGAAAUCUGCGUCCCCCCACUCGGUGAAUUGAGCUGCACGGCGCGGGCGAAUCAUCUAGCUCUGGCCACCUCAACCGUCUCGGCAUUGACCGAAGCCCCCAUGCCUCAUCCCAACCAGGACCAUGCGACAACAUCAACAGUGUCGUUCAAACAAAGAGGCCAGCACGACAUCGAAUCAUCGAAUCUCCAAGGCGCGUCAACUCGGUCAGAGGCAAGCGACAUGCGGCAAGCCAAGGAGUACGUUGUGACGUUUGCAAGUGGACCCCUGGGGCUAAAGCUCGUGAUGGAUUCACUUCGCGUAACUGUCGCGGAAGUACUUCCAGGCACUCAAGCAGAUCGGCAUGGUUUGAUUCAGAAGGGUGACGUGCUGGUCAAAAUCCAAGACGUCGUGGUCAGGGACAACACCAGCAUCGUCCACUGCUUGACCAAACCCAGAGUACGCCCUUUGCAUGUGACGUUUCAUCGCCGAGCUGUAGAAAUGCUCAAAUGAUUUGAACUUGGUGGGAAUAUUGUCCUGUCGU
Messenger RNA from Aphanomyces invadans, 1566 nucleotides. RefSeq lists its product as hypothetical. Lineage: Eukaryota; Oomycota; Saprolegniomycetes; Saprolegniales; Verrucalvaceae. The record is from RefSeq and is a predicted model, not a curated record. Bases 6 to 1535 code for a protein of 509 amino acids. The transcript is spliced from 3 exons. Gene Ontology annotation, molecular function: protein binding.